This is a messenger RNA of Cyphellophora europaea CBS 101466, 1107 nucleotides long. RefSeq lists its product as uncharacterized. The coding region runs from base 1 to 1107 and encodes 368 amino acids. The record is from RefSeq and is a predicted model, not a curated record. Gene Ontology annotation, molecular function: nucleotide binding. The transcript has 2 exons. Lineage: Eukaryota; Fungi; Ascomycota; Eurotiomycetes; Chaetothyriales; Cyphellophoraceae.
AUGGCUCCGGUCAAAGUUGGGAUCGUAGGCCUUUCCGCGAAACCUGGGACGUGGGGCAUGCUGGCGCACUUACCUCGUCUCCAGUCCUCGCCUAACUUCGAGAUCGUGGCGCUCUGCAACUCAACGAUAGAGAACGCCAAGGCCGCCAUCAAAGCGUACAACUUGCCGGAGACCACGAAGACGUACGACACCUACGAUGACUUGGCCGCCGAUCCCGCCGUAGAUCUCUACAUCGUCACCACCCGUGCUGACACGCAUUACGAAGUUGCGCUACCAGCACUGCGAGCCGGCAAGAACGUCUACUGCGAAUGGCCGUUAGCUGCCGACACGGCGCAGGCCCGCGAGAUGGUCGAUCUCGCGCAUCAGCACAAUUGCAAGACCAUUGUUGGCUUGCAGGGGCGGGUUUCGCCAACGAUCCGGAAGGUGAAGGACCUGGUGGACGCGGGGCAUCUGGGCGCUAUCCACAGCGUCAACUUCCACGGCGCGAUCAAUGUCUGGCAGAACAACGCCGUGGGGCAGAAGUAUCAUUACUUCAUGGACCGCAAGGUCGGCGGUAACUUGCUGACUAUCUACGGAGGCCAUAUCCUGGACUCGCUGCUGUUCGCGGUGGGUGAGCUCAAGCCUGGGAGCUACAGGCCGCUGAUGGGAAAUUUGAGGCCACGCAUGCAUAAGACGUUGGAGGAUGGUGGUUUGAGCGAAGAGACCUACGAGAAGGACACGCCGGACCAGAUGCUGCUGCAGGGGCGUCUAGCAAGGAGCCCGGAGGCGGUGUUUAGCUUUCACCUGAGGGCGGGGGAUCGUUUCAUCGGGGCGCCGGGAAGUGUCUGGAGGAUAUAUGGCACCAAGGGAGAGCUUGUGGUGGAAUUUGCCAGUGCUGGACCUCAGAUAGGAGGUGCUACGAGCUUUCGCUUCUCGAAUGCGGAGACAGGGAAGGUGGAGGAGAUUGAAGUUGCCGAGGGAGGUGAUGAGUGGACGGGCUUACCCACGCAGGGACAGAACAUAGGGAGGCUGUUCGAGGCGUUUGCCGCUGGGAGAGAGUACGGCGACUGGGACUUGGCAUUGAAAAGGCAUCAGCUGAUCGAUGAGUUCUGGGCUGGUGGCUUCUAG